Molecule: messenger RNA, 3069 nt
Organism: Hippocampus comes (tiger tail seahorse)
Lineage: Eukaryota; Metazoa; Chordata; Actinopteri; Syngnathiformes; Syngnathidae
Gene: septin9a
Product: septin 9a
Exons: 11
Coding region: 247-2085 (612 amino acids)
Molecular function (GO): GTP binding
Source: RefSeq, a predicted model, not a curated record
GGAAAAGAGGAGGCGAAAAGGAGUUGUGAAAAAAGUACGCAGAGUUAGAGAAGAGCGUCUUUAGCUCGGUUCUGCUGUUUUUCUUUUCUUGCCCUCCCUCCUCCUGUUCUCCCUUGUGCCGGAUUCCAAAUUUGGGAUUUGUUUAAAAUCUGGAUCGCUCCUCUGGGCGACGUUUCCUUGCUGGGUGAAAGGGAACCCUCGCAUGAUAAACACACUCGUCCUCCCCCCCACCCCCUAAAAAAAAAAAUGUCUGAUUCCACAGUCAACGCUCACUUGGAGGGGAUCAUAUCAGACUUUGAAGCUCUGAAAAGGUCAUUUGAAGUGGAGGACACUGAUUCGUCCACACACCCUUCACCUCUGUCCCGUCGGACCACCAACCCCCUCCGCUCGUCGCUCUCUUCCACCUCCAGCCAGAGGAGUUAUGACCUGAGCUCCCGCAACUCUGACUACUACUCCGCCAAAUCGUCUCCCUCCGAUUCUUCCAAUCCACGAUCCCCCAAAACGGGCAUGAGGCGCAUUGAGUUAUCGGGGGGUCGUAACCCCGACUCGGCUUCCUCUCGCCGCACGGAAAUCUCCAUUGAGGUUUCCUCCAAGCAGAUUGAUAACUCUCCCAGUGCCGGCAUCACUCGUUUUGGCCUUAAGCGACCCGAGGUGAGCCUGGGUAGUCGGAGCACACCACCUGACGGCUCCCCUAAUCCCAACUCCAGUUCUGCAAGCAGGCGGCCUAUCGAGCCACCCGCACCUCCCAGGAGGAUCGACGCCCAGCUCUCAUCCGCGCCCGUCUCUCGAAUCCCCGAGCCGCCUCAGAGAAGAGCGGAGCACCCGUCAUCUACCUUCAGCUCGGUCGAGGUGGCUCGCAGGCCGGAGAUUCCGAGCUUCAGACAACCGGAUGCUUUGGUGCCAGCCGCCGCAAUGGAGAACAACAACCACCACCUGCCACCUCCUACGCCCAGUGCACCUCCGCCCUGCCUGGCUGACAGCAGGGUGGACUGGGUGCCGCCCGCUGUCACAGAGACCCCCGCGACUCGACCAACAGACCGGCUGGAAGUGAUUUCGAGCCCCACCAGCAGUGCCAUGGCCGACACGGUGGCGCCUGACGCCGCGGCGCCGUACAGCGACAGGCCCGCGGCCCCCGUGGUGGAUUUCAGUUACGUGGGCAUCGACGCCAUCCUGGAGCAGAUGAGGAGGAAGGCCAUGAAGCAGGGCUUUGAGCUCAACAUCAUGGUUGUAGGACAAAGUGGCCUGGGCAAGUCUACUCUGAUGAACACCCUGUUCAAGUCCAAAGUCAGUCGCAAGUCCGUGAUGGCCACCGCCCAGGAGAAGAUCCCCAAGACCAUUGAAAUCAAAUCGAUCAGUCAUGACAUCGAGGAGAAGGGAGUGAGAAUGAAGCUGACGGUUAUCGACACACCUGGCUUUGGAGAUCAGAUCAACAAUGAGAACUGCUGGCAGCCCAUCAUGAAAUUUAUUAACGACCAGUACGAGGCAUAUCUGCAAGAGGAGAUAAACAUUAACAGGAAGAAGAGGAUCCCGGACUCCAGAGUCCACUGUUGCAUAUACUUCAUCCCACCUACAGGACACUGUCUGCGGCCUCUUGAUGUGGAGUUCAUGAGGCGUCUCAGUAAGGUUGUCAACAUAGUCCCGGUGAUUGCCAAAGCGGAUACACUCACCUUAGAGGAGAGGGAUUUCUUUAAAAAGAAGAUCCGGGAAGAGCUCCGAGCCAACGGGAUCGACAUCUACCCGCAGAAAGAGUUCGACGAGGACGCCGAGGACAGAAUGAUCAACGAGAAGAUCAGGGAGAUGGUUCCGUUUGCCGUCGUGGGCAGCGAUCAGGAGUACCAGGUCAACGGCAGGAGGUUGCUGGGGAGGAAAACCAAGUGGGGAACCAUUGAAGUUGAAAACAUAGCCCACUGUGAGUUCGCCUAUUUACGAGAUCUCCUCAUCAGGACCCACAUGCAGAACAUUAAGGACAUCACCAGCAGCAUCCACUACGAAGUGUACCGCGUGAGGCGCCUCAAUGAGAACAACACAGCGGUGACUCACACCAACGGCGUGCCAGAACAUCAUCUUACCGCCCACGAGAUAUAGAAAACCACCUUAUCUUCAAGGCCCCUGAUUCUUAAUAACUUUGACCCUCUCCAUACAGGUGGGUUUAAAAAAAAAAAAAAAAAAAAAAAGCAGCCCAGGACAGUGUGGCCGUCGUUUCCAUCCAGUGACUUUUUCUCACUAUGAUGGAUGACAAGCACGAAAAGAAUUUUUUUUUUUUUUUUUUUUUUUUUUUUUUUUUUUUUUUUGUCUUGCCCGUCCCCUCCUACAAUCGCUGCUUUUAUUUUUGCCAACUCUCCCCGUUAUGGAUUCACUCUCGGUGCCAACAAGGAAGUGACACUCAAAACUAAUCCUCUUAACUUUUUAUCUUGUCCACUUUUUACGCUUUCUUCAGCGCGCCCCGCCUGCUUAUCUGUGUGUGAGGACUGCACAGCGGGGAGUGUGUAUGUGUUGCAGGACCGUCUUUCAGUGCACCAAAAAAAAAAAAGAAAGAAAACUUAAAAAAAAAAAAAAAAAAAGUUGAGGACAAGAGUUGAAAAUGGCACAUAUGUCUGGAUUACUCUCACUUUACGGCCACAAGGUGCAUUUCUGAUUCGGUCACGCGUAACAUUGUGUCAUGUUAAACAUGGGACAGCAGGACCUUGGAAUUUUUUUCUAAGUAAUAACCGCCACUGUUUUUAUUCAAAGCAAUAUCUAAUGAGAGUGAUUUAAUAUGACUACGUAUUUAUGCACCACGUCAAAUGUGAAUAUCAUCGGUCCAUUUCUUCAUAGAAUUUCCAAAGACAGCCUUGCUAGGCCCCCUCAGUUGUGCCUUAUUUAUUGGAGAACGUUAUCGGUGCCGCGUUUCAACGACAGAAAGCCCCAUUUCCAUUCAAUUUACAGAUCUAUGCCAGUUCAAGUCUUGCUUAAUUCCACCCGGCUGCCAUAUUCUCGUGUAUUCUUUGAUCUUUUUUUUUUUUUGUACCUGUAUUAUUGAUAACAAAAUGUCCUUUAUCUUAUUUUAAGAAAUAAAGAUUGUUGUUGUAA